GCUCUUUCUACUCUUUCUUUCAACUCGCUUUCAAGUGUCCAAGUUCAAUAUCAAGCAAUUAACCAUGGAGUCUUUCGAGUGGUCCACACCUGCACGCCGCAGUGGCAACUGGGAAUUAUCACUAAUUCCAAGCGAGAUUUACUUGGAGAUCUUCAGUUACUUUGAGCCUUCAGACGAGAUAACCGAGACGCAAUGCAGGGCUAUAUUCUCUAGCCUUGUCUUUGUUUGCCGGUAUUUCUGUUCUGUUGCCUUGCCUCGCCUUUACAGGUCGGUCGAAUUUCGAGGGCGCAAACGUCAGAACGCCAAAGAGGACCCCGUUUCUUCCCUUAAAUUCUGUCUCGAGAUUAACAAGGGCUCGUCUUGGGCUUGCGAUCUGGCAUCGAGUGUCAAAGACUGUACCUUUGAGGACUGGAUUCCGGAGACACCCUCUAUAUGCGGAGUUUCUCCGAGUUUAUUGCAAGGCAAUGGUUAAGAUGGAGGAAAUAAAUUCUCUUACUCUUGAUUCCGUCAUAAUAUCUCAUCGCCUUCUCAAAUCGAUCGCGAAACUGAGCAAGCUGAAGCGUCUGGUUGUCAGACAAUGUGAACUGGGAGGGGAUGUUACUCAAGCGGAUAUUUCCGCAUUGCGCUCUCUUCCGAUCGAGGAAUUUACCUUGGUGACCGGUGUGCCAUCUAUCUUGGCUCACACUUCCGUCAAUUAAUACGUGUAUAGUCCUUCAGAGGUCUGCAAAUUCCGUCAGGCUCUUCCAGGGUAUUCCGAACACCUCAGACGUUAUACUGCACGCUUGCAAGUGGAACGACAGCUCUAUG
Desarmillaria tabescens is the source of this 807-nucleotide messenger RNA. RefSeq lists its product as uncharacterized. The record is from RefSeq and is a predicted model, not a curated record. NCBI's taxonomy places the organism in Eukaryota, Fungi, Basidiomycota, Agaricomycetes, Agaricales, Physalacriaceae. Bases 65 to 472 code for a protein of 135 amino acids. Gene Ontology annotation, molecular function: protein binding. The transcript is spliced from 2 exons.